This is a messenger RNA of Pogonomyrmex barbatus (red harvester ant), 531 nucleotides long. RefSeq lists its product as uncharacterized. The record is from RefSeq and is a predicted model, not a curated record. Lineage: Eukaryota; Metazoa; Arthropoda; Insecta; Hymenoptera; Formicidae.
GCCUAAUAUGGCGGAGUGGUCACGUGACGUCGGAAAAUGAGAUGAAAGGUAUCGAGUGCACCGAGUGCAUCUACUAAUUAUACCGGUUGAUUGGCCUUCGUAGCAAAUUGGAAGCAGGGAAUUCGUGUAAUUGUAAUGCACAUAUUCGCGAACUUUUCAUUAAGAUGGACUAUACAGAAAAGUCUGAUGAUAAUGACCUUAUUAAGUGCUUAAAGCAAGAAGCCGCAAGAUGGGCAUGUAUUCUCGGCGAAUCUCGAUGUCUAAGUAAUGCCGUUUCUAAAUUGACAUGGCAUAUUGAUAAUCCUACAGAAAAUAAGCUUUUGCCAUGGUGGAAAGAAUGGACAUUUUGUAACGGUCUUAUGGGAUCUAAUUCGACGCAGCUCUGGCAAUCAGUGUGGAAUAUAUUGAAAGAAAGUUCUGAUAACAAAUUUUUAACAUUCUUGUCUCGUUCUCCAUGUGUAAUCUACAAUUUAGCACAGUUAGAAGAUAUAAGACGCAAGAUUAUAAUAAGAAUAUAACCAUACAAGAGAA